Messenger RNA from Stereum hirsutum FP-91666 SS1, 467 nucleotides. RefSeq lists its product as uncharacterized. The record is from RefSeq and is a predicted model, not a curated record. The coding region runs from base 133 to 360 and encodes 75 amino acids. NCBI's taxonomy places the organism in Eukaryota, Fungi, Basidiomycota, Agaricomycetes, Russulales, Stereaceae. The transcript is spliced from 3 exons.
UUGACCGUCGCGGUCUGGAAUCAGGACUUGCCAGUGGCAUCCGUCAAGACCAUCUCGGGGAAGUUGCCUGGCCUGGAAGCGUUGGAGGUUCGCCACCACAGAAAAAACUACUUGUACACGUUGUCCAUCUCCAUGAAUGAAAUUGAAGCUGUCGGGGAAGCCCUUUCCAGGUUCAAUUACCUUCGGCUUUCCUUCACUUGUGGCCUCCCUUUCAUUGGUACGGUCGACGACAGAAAUGAGGAUAUUGAUCAUAACACGGUAGUCACUUGGGGCGAAGCAUGUCCUACUUUGCAGUAUUGCGCAACAUACAAGAGUGUUUGGGAGAGAAUUGGCGGUGCUUGGGCUCGUUCCAGCCCAUAGAUGGUCGACAAUUAUCACAGCGACGUACACUUUUGCCUGUUUUCCCCAUGUGUACUGGACGUACUUUCAGAAAUGGUACCUAACCGUAUUUUGAUACUGAUUAUGAG